AUGUCGCACGUGGUGGUGAUCGGCACAGAUCUGAGGAGGGCCACUGUGAAAGUCAGUCCCGGCACCUACAUGACAGACGUUCUUCAGGAGGCCUGCAAGAAGCUCAACUUGUCGAGCGACAAAUAUCUCCUCAAGCACAAACAGAAACAGGUCGACUUGUCCGUCGUCUGGCGCGUGAGCGGCCUCAGCCCCGGCGCCAAACUCGAGCUCGUCCAGAAAUCGAACACUCCCUCCGUCGUCUCAGUCGCCCUCCAGCUUCCAGUACCUGAAGCAAACGCCGCACCCAACGGUCGAUUAAUAGAAAAGCUCCCGAGCGACUUCACAAUAUGGAAGGUUCUUCGCCAGUUCGAGAGCGGCGUGGCCGGCCAGGGCAAGAACCUUAACAUCACGGCGCGUGGCGUCGCGCAGACGACAAGUGGCGGGGCGACAGGCAGCGGCCAGAUGUACUACGAGACUCCAGUUCUUAACAUCAUGGGUCGGGAGCUGGCGACUUUCCAGGACUUCCAGAAGACAUUAUCACAGUUGGGAUACAACUCGGGUAGCGUCUUGAUUCGUCUAUCCUUCAGGAAGACAGAGCAGACCCUGUUCGAGGCUAUGGGGCAGAUCAGCCAGUUCUUCGCCGAGGUCGAGGCUGACGCGAAGGAAAGGAGCCAGGCAGCGGUGGAGGUCUCUGAGGCUGCCGCCCAGCCUGCACCAGCAGAGCAAGAUGCCAAAGCGUCUGGCGCGACGGACGAGCCUCCGGCGCCGCAAGAGGCGGAAGCCUCUGAGAGCUUGCAGACAAGUCAAGCGCCAGCUCAAGGAGCGGCAGACCAGCCGGUCUCGGCAGGUGAUGCGAUGGAUGUCGACCCAGCUGAGCCAGCAGAUCCGUUCCAGCCAGUCAGCGUCUUCCGUGCACCAACUGGCACAACGCCUGCGGCAGCUUUGGCAGAGGUAUCGGAGAACGACUACACACCGACGAUCGCGCAUGCCCAGUUACAUCAAGCUCGGCUGCAACAGAGCUCACAGAACAAGAGACUUCUAUCAGAUCGAGAGCUGGAGUCGCAAGCUCAAGCCGAGGAGGAACGCCUGGCCGCUGUCUCAAAGAUCGCGGUGAAGGUUCGGUUUCCUGACAACACAUCUGCCCAGUGGACGUUUGGUCACGAAGCCACCGGUGCUACUCUGUAUCAGGGAGUCAGAUCUGUCAUGGCACACAAUACCCAGUCUUUCAGGCUGAUUAUUCCCGGGAGCAAGGUUGUCAUCAAGGACGAGGAUACUCCGAAGAACCGCCUGAUUCACGACUACAAGCUCACACGAAAUGUUCUUUUGAGCUUGGUGUGGGAUGACAGCGUGCCAGGAGACAUCCGCAAAAAGCCGUUUCUCAAGGGAAGCGUUGCAUCAAAGGCCACAGACAUUACAUUACCAGACCUACCCAAGUAUGUCGACGAGAAGGACGAGGAACAGCCAGCCGCUAAAGCAUCAAAACCGGAGAAGAGUGAGGGAGGAGAGGGCGGCGUUGCGAAGAAGCUACCCAAGUGGCUCAAACUGCCGGGAAAGAAGUGA
Messenger RNA from Colletotrichum karsti, 1539 nucleotides. RefSeq names its product UBX domain-containing protein. The record is from RefSeq and is a predicted model, not a curated record. The coding region runs from base 1 to 1539 and encodes 512 amino acids. Gene Ontology annotation, molecular function: protein binding. NCBI's taxonomy places the organism in Eukaryota, Fungi, Ascomycota, Sordariomycetes, Glomerellales, Glomerellaceae. The transcript is spliced from 2 exons.